Molecule: messenger RNA, 912 nt
Organism: Lindgomyces ingoldianus
Lineage: Eukaryota; Fungi; Ascomycota; Dothideomycetes; Pleosporales; Lindgomycetaceae
Exons: 8
Coding region: 1-912 (303 amino acids)
Source: RefSeq, a predicted model, not a curated record
AUGAAGUUUAGGUGGCUGGAUUUACGUGAAGCUAAAUGCGAAGUUAUCGAGAGAUCCAAAGACGCUGGAUGCUGCGGGGAAUUGCAAUCAGUUUAUCGUCCGUUCACCAUGCAUAUGCAUGCAGGAAGGUCGGCUAAUCCUACUACCCUUGUGAAGCCACUGUUCCUCCCUCUUGCGCUGCUAUUCGAGGGUUAUGCCGCGCGGAGGCAAUACGAGCUCCCUUUGUAUCACUAUCACCCUGUUCAAGUGCUGUGCCGCACUAUGCGGGAAAGAAGAAAGCAACACAAGCGCUUUGCCACGUUGUGUGCUUUGGGGUUUCUUGGAGCAUUCGACUCUUCUAAAAAUCCUAGUAUUCGUCUCGCUGAAGACUGUUUUGAAUACGAGGAUGAUAGCUGUGAGAUAACUUCGACCUCAAUUGAAGGGAGGGAGGAACGACAUUAUGUGGAUCAGUGGAGGAGGGGGAAAGUGGUGCCGAACACCGCGGAAGCGGGCCGUCCUUCCGAACAACUUCACCUUACCUCUCUGACUUCCUACUUAUUGUCUCAUACCAUCCGUGUUAUCCUAAAAGUGAAAACAUCAAUUGCAAAACUUAGGCGGUACUCCAUGAAGGAUUUCCCAAGUUUGACCGUCCAUCCUAUGUCUCUUCAGCGACAACUAUUCACUGGUCAGAAGAAUAUAUGUAAACCCAAAGGCUCUAUGCCCAGCUGCCCAGCCAACCAUCGGUUUGGUGUCCUAUCAUAUUAUAUACAUCAUUUCGCUCCCCAGACCCUCAAUCCACAAUACAUCAUUUCUCUUAUAAAUCAUGCCCAUUCCAGGCUUACAAUAUCUUCCCCAAAACGUAUCCCAAAUAAUUUUCAUCUAAUCUUCACUCCUCCUAGGGGGGUGUUCCUCCUCCACUCCAAAGGAGCAUGA